GGCUGCGCCGAGGCUGCUUCUGCACAGCUAACGGACUGCGACCCAGAGAGCUCCGCUGAGCGCGUGCGUGCGUCGGUCAGUCAGUCCGUCCGCCCGCGACAGGCCUCCUUCGCGCGUGCUUUCUGCUGCAGAAUUCCAGAUCAUGGCCAAGCCAGCACAGGGUGGCAAUUACCGGGGCUCCAUUCGUGACUUCCCAGACUUUGACCCCAGCCAGGAUGCUGAGGCACUGUACACCGCCAUGAAGGGCUUCGGCAGUGACAAGGAGGCCAUACUGGAGCUUAUCACCUCCCGAAGCAACAGGCAGAGGCAGGAGAUCACCCAGAGCUACAAGUCCCUCUAUGGCAAGGACCUCAUUGCAGACUUGAAGUAUGAACUGACAGGAAAGUUCGAGCGGCUGAUUGUGGGUCUGAUGAGGCCACUUGCCUAUUGUGAUGCCAAGGAAAUUAAAGAUGCCAUUUCGGGAAUCGGUACUGAUGAGAAGUGUCUCAUUGAGAUUUUGGCUUCUCGGACCAAUGAGCAGAUCCACCAGCUGGUGGCAGCCUACAAAGAUGCCUAUGAGCGAGACCUGGAGUCAGACAUCCUUGGUGACACCUCAGGCCACUUCCAGAAGAUGCUCGUGGUCCUGCUCCAGGGAACCAGGGAGAAGGACGAUGUUGUGAGUGAGGACUUGGUUCAACAGGAUGUCCAGGACCUGUACGAGGCAGGGGAACUGAAAUGGGGAACUGAUGAGGCCCAGUUCAUUUACAUCUUGGGGAAUCGCAGCAAGCAGCAUCUCCGGUUGGUGUUUGAUGAGUACCUGAAGACCACGGGGAAGCCAAUUGAAGCCAGCAUCCGAGGGGAGCUGUCUGGGGACUUUGAGAAGCUAAUGCUAGCCGUGGUGAAAUGUAUCCGGAGCACCCCGGAGUAUUUCGCCGAAAGGCUCUUCAAAUCCAUGAAGGGCCUGGGGACCCGGGACAACACCUUAAUCCGCAUCAUGGUCUCCCGGAGUGAGCUGGACAUGCUGGACAUCCGGGAGAUCUUCCGGACCAAAUAUGAGAAGUCCCUCUACAGCAUGAUCAAGAAUGACACCUCUGGCGAGUACAAGAAGGCCCUGCUGAAGCUGUGUGGGGGUGAUGAUGAUGCUGCUGGCCAGUUCUUCCCGGAAGCAGCGCAGGUGGCCUAUCAGAUGUGGGAGCUUAGUGCAGUGUCCCGAGUAGAGCUGAAGGGAACCGUGCGCCCAGCUGAUGAUUUCAACCCUGAUGCAGAUGCCAAAGCUCUGCGGAAAGCCAUGAAGGGACUCGGAACCGAUGAAGCCACCAUCAUUGAUAUCAUCACACAUCGCAGCAAUGCCCAGCGGCAGCAGAUCCGACAGACCUUCAAGUCUCACUUUGGCCGGGACUUAAUGGCUGACCUCAAGUCUGAGAUCUCCGGAGACCUGGCCAGGCUGAUUCUGGGGCUCAUGAUGCCACCGGCCCACUAUGACGCCAAGCAGUUGAAGAAGGCCAUGGAGGGAGCUGGCACAGAUGAAAAGGCUCUCAUUGAAAUUCUGGCCACUCGCACCAACGCUGAAAUCCGGGCCAUCAAUGAAGCCUAUAAGGAGGACUAUCACAAGUCCCUGGAGGACGCCCUGAGCUCAGACACAUCCGGCCACUUCAGAAGGGUUCUCGUCUCUCUGGCCACGGGGAACCGUGAGGAAGGCGGAGAAGACCGGGACCAGGCCCGGGAAGAUGCUCAGGUGGCUGCUGAGAUCUUGGAAAUAGCAGACACUCCCAGUGGAGACAAGACUUCCUUGGAGACGCGUUUCAUGACAGUUCUGUGCACCCGUAGCUAUCCCCACCUCCGAAGAGUCUUCCAGGAGUUCAUCAAGAUGACCAACUAUGACGUGGAGCACGUCAUCAAGAAGGAGAUGUCUGGGGAUGUCAGGGACGCAUUUGUGGCCAUCGUUCAGAGUGUCAAGAACAGGCCUCUCUUCUUUGCCGACAAACUUUACAGGUCCAUGAAGGGCGCUGGCACAGAUGAGAAGACUCUCACCAGGGUCAUGGUCUCCCGGAGUGAGAUCGACCUGCUCAACAUCCGGCGGGAAUUCAUUGAGAAAUAUGACAAGUCCCUUCACCACGCCAUUGAGAGUGACACCUCCGGAGACUUCCUGAAGGCCUUGCUGGCUCUCUGUGGUGGUGAGGACUAGGGCCACAACUUUGAUGAGCCCAUCUGCCAAGAACCAUUACCUGCACUAGCCGCCAUGACCAAGCCAUUGUUCCAGCUUCAGAAACUAAGGAAAGAGCAUGGGUGGAGAAGGUGCUGUGUUGGGUUCUUCACGUGGGCUUAGGAAAGGCUCCCACUCCAUAGGACAGUGGGGACCCAGCACGGUCCCUCCUGCUCAUGGCUAAGCACCUGAAGAACCACAGACACCAGUCCCGUCCACUUCUGUUCCCCAUCCCUCAUCUCUGGCCUUCCUCAGCUUCUGUCCCUUGCCACAGCCCUGGCCCUGGUUUGGGCAGUAUUUUGCCCCAUCCCAAAAUACUGAGCCUGUGCUAUAAAAUGAGUGAUGUGUGUGCUUUGACUGACAGGGUAUGGUGGCAGGUACCGGGUGAGUGUACCAGGGGCAAAGAAGGGAGGAAUAAAUAUUUGGGCAAACUGGCACCCCUCCCCCACUCCAUUUCCCCACCCAGUUUGCUAGUCCAGGGCCAGUGGUCAGGAUGCCUGGGCUCCAGUUUGCAUCUGCCAUGCAUUCAUUUCUGUCCCUGGGCCUUUCCCCCCGAGUCUCAGUUUUAUCAUCUACAAAAUGAGAGUCGGACCACAAAAUUUUGACAUCCCUUCUAAUAUUGGCCCUAGAGUAAGCCUGCAGUUCAUCCCCUGAGUCCUGUUCAUUCUGUAAAAAACAACAAAAAUGGAACACAUAGAGACAUUUCCAAUGAGGGCCAUUGUCUUCUACCUAGAACCUGGAUUUUCCUCCGGCAUGGGGAGGUGGUUAAACGGCCCAGGAGUGAGUGUUAUCUUUUCACUCUUCCUGCUGCUUCCUGGAAAGCCCCCCCUGGAAAGUCCCCCCACACACAGAGAGUCUGAGUUUGCCUCAAGCUUGGGAAGGUGGCCCAGCCUGCCACCUCAGCUCCCCUCUCACUACCUGGACAUCUCCCUGUGUGCUCUCCAUCCAUCACAGCCAACCCCACAUUUCCUCCUUUGACCCCUUCAAGGGCACCAAUUCAAUCAGCAUCUGGGGAGGCCCAUGGAAAUUUUCCACUUUGUGAAUGUUACCGAUAAGCAAGUGAGCUUAAGUAGUUUCUCUGUCUUCCUUUCCCCUAGCCCAACUUUUGCUCUGUGAGUUGGAUCUAAGCUUGUCCAGUGUCUGGGAUGUGAGGUAGUCCACUGGCCAGAGGGCUCUAUCUCCUACCCUGGCUGCCCAGGCCAGGCUAUUUGGGUUCAGUGUGUUUGUGGUAACUGUGUGGACAGCAGGGAGAACUGAGGACUUGCUGGGUCUGCUCUUGUCUUUCCCUUGCUAUGUAACCUCAGAACAGCCAUUCAGUGUCACUGGGCCUCAGUUUCCCCCUUUGUAUGGUGAGGGGAGACCCAACGGUUUUGAAGAACCCUCCCUGGCAUAGAGUCUGAAACUAAGAAGUGACCUGGUGGAGUCUUCUCCACUUCCUUGCCUCUACCAGGCUGUGAUCCAAAAUGCCUUGAGGGUCAGCUGAGCACUUCGGGGUAUUUGCCCAAUGUAAAUGUUACUGAAAGAGAAUGGUUAAUGGUUUGGCUUGGGACCUUUUGUCACUGAGCAUGUAAUCUCUCUGGGCCUCCAUUUCUUUAUCUAUAAAGUGGGAUCGUAAUCCUUCCUGUCCUGUAGCCUUGUGGGAGUCACAUGAGAAGCUCCUGGAAGUGCUAAGAACCAUUGUCAAUUGUAGGAGCUGAAAGGUGAAUCCUGUGAUGUUUCCAAGCUUGAACUUCAAGAAGUUGAUCAGCUGCAGAUCACAGAGGCCCCCCAAAGCCAAAAAGGAUG
Castor canadensis (American beaver) is the source of this 3967-nucleotide messenger RNA. It is a transcript of the gene Anxa6, whose product is annotated as annexin A6. NCBI's taxonomy places the organism in Eukaryota, Metazoa, Chordata, Mammalia, Rodentia, Castoridae. Gene Ontology annotation, molecular function: calcium-dependent phospholipid binding; calcium ion binding; phosphatidylserine binding. Gene Ontology annotation, biological process: calcium ion transport; mitochondrial calcium ion homeostasis; apoptotic signaling pathway. The record is from RefSeq and is a predicted model, not a curated record. Gene Ontology annotation, cellular component: plasma membrane; cytoplasm; nucleus.